Molecule: messenger RNA, 411 nt
Organism: Trichomonas vaginalis G3
Lineage: Eukaryota; Parabasalia; Trichomonadida; Trichomonadidae
Product: protein ubiquitination
Exons: 1
Coding region: 1-411 (136 amino acids)
Molecular function (GO): protein binding
Source: RefSeq, a predicted model, not a curated record
AUGAUGCCAAUUGCAUUAAAUGAACUUGCAGACACAAAAGAUUCAAGUGGUUAUUACAUUAUUCAUAAAGCUGCUAAAGAUGGAAAUCUCAGACUUGUUCGAUGCUUUGCUGAAUAUAAUUAUAAUAUCGAAAUAAAGAGCAAUGGUGAUUAUCAAUGCACUCCGCUUAUUUUUGCAUCAAGAGAAGAUCGUCUUGGAGUUGUUAAAUAUCUUAUCUCUAUUGGAGCGAAUAAAGAGGCAAAGGAUAAAGAUGGAUGGACUUCACUCAUUUGGGCAUCAAUAAAUGGUCGUCUUGAAGUCGUUAAAUAUCUUAUCUCUGUUGGAGCCAAUAAAGAAGCAAAAGAUAAUGAAGGAAAAACUGUAUUCGACCGUGGAAAUAAUGAUAUAAAAAAUUAUCUAUCUUCUUUAUGA